This is a messenger RNA of Prunus dulcis (almond), 2453 nucleotides long. Its product is annotated as transcription factor bHLH143. Lineage: Eukaryota; Viridiplantae; Streptophyta; Magnoliopsida; Rosales; Rosaceae. The record is from RefSeq and is a predicted model, not a curated record.
AAAUUCACUUCUUUAGACAUCUUCUGUCCAACUACCAAACAGCUAAAAACUUUCCCCUCUCUCUCUCUCUGUGUUUGCUGUGACUGAGCGGUGAGCUUUCGCCUUCAGAUCCAUCCAAGCUUGUCAAUUUGCACUGAAAUUGGUGAAAUAUCGAGAGAAAAUCAAUUCAGAAGUUUGGAUAAUUCUAUAUCACAGAGAAGAGAAACAAUAUGCCUUGGUUGAGUCUGUCAGUCGACGUGUAUCGGAAAGUUGUGCACUUGAACUUAUAUUGCAGGGUUAUUCUGUAAAUUGUUCUGCAUUCAUUGAACUUUAAGUUCUUCAUCCUUUUGUCGAUUUUCAUUCAACUUUCCAUGGGAUCAAAUAAGUUUUUUCUCACUUCUCUUGAUAUUUAUAGGAUCAUCUGAAGCUAGAAAGCAAAACCUUGUUUGUCUCAAAGUUCAAACCCCUUUUAGUUUCUUUUAUAUUAUCCUCGCAGUGUAGCUCUCAUCAGUUGUUGAUCAUCAUAUCUAGCUUGGCCUUUAUUAUUCUUCUCUAUCACCAGUUAUUCAAUUUGUUUCUUACUCUCUAGUAAAGUAGAUUCCUCCAUUGCUGAUUUUAAUAUCUGGCUUAGUUGUGUGCACAUUCUGCAAAUCGGGUAUCUGUUUAGUCUUCCUUCCAGUAUUCUUUUAGAUUGAGUAGUUCCAUCAAGGUUCAAGUGUAGUUAUGGUGUGCCAAGGAGCAAGCCAAACAAGAUUUCGGGCAUUGAAACAUGAAAAUGGGAUCGCAGGAAGACCAACAAUAAUAGUUAGAGUGAUUGCAUGCUUUCAACCUUUACAGGAUUGCCAGGCUGAGUACUUUCGACAUCUUCUUAAGCCUGUUACGUAGAUUUAUUCAGGUUUUCGGUCAUUUUACCAAGCCGCAAGUUGUAGUAUUCUGUUCCUUUUUGUUUUCCAUUCUUGAAACGACCCAGAAAGUAAUUGAACAUUACAGGUCAAAGCACCAUCUAUCUCCUGUCAGGUGAUCUUUUUGGUUGGAUGGUUAAGGCAAACAACAACUCUUGGCUUUUCCCAGAGCAGAAUUCUGCCUGGCAACUGCCUAAUUUGAAUCAUAUGAGCAUGUUGCUUGAGCCCAGGCAACAGGAAUGUUUACCAUCAUCUACAAAUCAGGGCAUUUGCCCUUUUUCUGGACAUAUGGCAUUGCCAGGGUCCACAGUUUCUGGUGUUCAGGGUGUUAUGGCGAAACAAACAAAUGAAGGUCAUGGGGUGCUUCAACAUUUACCUCCAUAUUUUCAGACCUUAUUUCCUCCACCAAAUUCUUAUCUUAAUGAAAAGCAGUCAGCAUUUUCUUAUGGAUUUGGUGGUCGCAUGGCUGUGCCAAAUGCAAAUCCAGGGUCUUCCCAGAAGGGAUUCUUCAUUUUUGAUCAGUCUGGGAAUGAAACAAAGCUAAUAUAUAAUUCUGAUUGCCCUCCUAGCCAGGAUCCACCCUUUGUUGCCAGUAAAAAGUUCGUUUAUGGUUAUGGUUCAGAUGAAGCAGGACUAACAACCAGCAUGGACCAAAUUGGUUCAACCGAGUACCUCUUGCGUGAAGAGAUCGGUGAGAAUCACAUAAUUGAAGAGAGUGAGAUGCAUGAAGACACAGAAGAAAUCAAUGCAUUGCUUUACUCUGAUGAUUAUGAUGAUGAAGAUAAUAAUGAUGAUGACGGAGAUGAUAAUGACAGUGAUUGUGGUGAGGAUGAUGAAGUAAAAAGCACGGGUCAUUCUCCAAUAGAUCUUCAAGUGAGUUAUGGAAAGAAAGAACAUGUGGAGGAAUUAACAGAGAAGGUCAUCAGUUCUGAUGCUUCAAACAAAAGGCAUAAAUUACUCAAGGGUGGUUACAGGCAAUUAUCACCAAUGGAGACUGUUGUUAAUUUGAUACAGCCGUAUGGAUCUCACGGGCACGGGAACAAUAUGGAAUCGAGCUACGGACUUGGCCAGAUCCAAGGAGAGGAAAUACAUUCUACUGUGGGUAAGAUGAAGUCCAAAGACACAAUUCGUGAGAAAAUUAGAGUUUUUGAGAGCGUGAUUCCUGAUGCUAAGGGCAAGGAUUCAGUGUUCAUUAUAGACAAAGCUAUAGAAUACUUGAAGUCUAUGCAGCUUGCAGCCGAAACUCUGGGAGUGAGCUUCCAUGAAGAAGCUGCGUUCCGUCCAUGCUAAGGGAAAAGGUGGUAAGGCCCCCAGAAUUCCAGGCUUGAAUGAUUGGUGAAUUUGAAAUCAGCAAGGUAGCUUUGGUUUUAUGGGGCCCUUUCUCUGCCUUUUGGUUUCUCUUUAUAAAUAGCAGUGUAUAUAAUGGGCCAAUAAAGGAAGCAAAGCAUUGGGAUGAUAUUGCACGCCGGAGAUGAUCAAAGAAGGGUUAUGUUUGUUGACCAGAAAUCAUUAUCUUUUAGCUUUUUGGGUGUUAAAGAUUAAGGAAAGUCACCAAAGACUUAAACGCAUGGG